This is a messenger RNA of Cheilinus undulatus (humphead wrasse), 1942 nucleotides long. RefSeq names its product solute carrier family 66 member 1 (gene slc66a1). Lineage: Eukaryota; Metazoa; Chordata; Actinopteri; Labriformes; Labridae. The record is from RefSeq and is a predicted model, not a curated record. The coding region runs from base 125 to 1069 and encodes 314 amino acids. The transcript has 8 exons.
CGUCAGUCUGACUAAAAGUCAGAUGACAAACACCGCAUCAUCUCAAAUAUCUCGGCGGUAACUUCCUUUCUUUUGCUUCCACUCAAAGUCUGAAAUUGGAUUCAAUCACAUCCUCCAGCAGAUAAUGGGGACGGUAGCUGUCCCUACAUUGAGUCCUGUUGGAUUGACCAGCGAUGGAAACUUCACUUCCAUUUGCCCUAAUGGGUCUAAAUGGGUUUGGGAAGGUCUUGGAGAAUGUGCCCAGGACGCCAGGGAUAUGGCCAGUGUCUAUGCAGGCCUCAUAUCCAUCCUCUGCUUCAUGGUGUCUUCUCUACCACAGUACUACAACUCAUGCAGAACAGGGAACAUGGACAGUGCCAUUUCUAUUUGGUUCCUGUUGUUAUGGUUGGGAGGUGACUCCUGCAAUCUGGUGGGCUCCUUCCUGGCAAACCAGCUUCCUCUUCAGACGUACACAGCCAUUUAUUACGUCAUAGCUGACUUGGUGAUGCUGGCCAUGUACAUUUACUACAAAAUAAAGAACAAAAUGGAUCAAAGUGUUUCAUCUUCAAGCAGUACAAUCGUGAAUGCGGUUGGUGUAGUCUGCGUCCUUGGCUUCACCACAAGCCUCAUCAGCCUUCCUGGGCUUGUGUCUCAACAGGAGAUCAUUCCCUCAGGGUUCAGGAGUCGCACCUUGCUCUCAACCACUGACAGUGACCAUAUUAAACCAUUUACUCCCAAAGAAAUUAUUGGAUUCUCCAUCGGCUCUGUGUCGUCAGUGCUCUACCUCUUUUCCAGACUUCCACAGAUGUACACAAACUACAAGAGGAAGUCCACAGAAGGGGUUUCGUACUUCCUCUUUGCACUGGUCAUCCUGGGAAACACCUUAUAUGGUCUGAGUGUCCUCCUGAAGAACCCUGAUGACGGCCACGGGGAGAGGAGCUACCUGGUUCACCACCUGCCCUGGCUCAUCGGCAGCCUCGGUACCCUCUCCUUAGACCUCAUGAUCUCCAUCCAGUUCUUGAUUUACCGCAAACCUCAGCAGGAGGUGGACAGCGACAGCGAUGAAAGAACGCCUCUGAUCAGGAGCUAAGCCAAGCAACCAUGAGUGCACUAAAGGGACACGAGCAAUCACAGAAUCAAAUUUCAAACAAAAUCAGGAUUAGCAGUGUACAUUUUUAUGAUUUUAUUUAUUAUGCUCUUUUAUUCAUGUUUACCAUGUGUUUUUGAAAACAAGUGUACUGUGAAGCAUGAAGUUCUGCACGUGGGUUCAGCUGCAGUGAUGUGGUUUUAGUUGCCUUUAAUGUUAAAGUUUUAAAGAGAGUUUCAGGUGUCAGACAUGGACCAAAACUCCUGAUGCCAACCUGAACUCCUGCACACUUUAGGUCACAACGUUGAUUCAAAGCCAGGCAUUGUACAGAUAUCAGGAACCUGCUGGUAGGGUUUACCAGACCACACAGGGGCCAUUUUUAAAAAGGAUCUUUGUGUUUUUAAGUUGCCAAAAACGUAACAGUACUGACACUAACCACUACAUGAAGCCCUGUCCGAUCUCCUUUACAGCGUUCAGAAAAAGCUCCUGUAACUUGAAUCUUUGUUGUUGGGGCCUCAGUGAUGUGUCUCACUACAGAAUAAGAAAUAUCUUGUAAUAUGUUUGCAACUGUAAAUUGUAUUUAGUCCAUUUUUAUGUGGUGUAAUCAACAUGAAUGUUUUAUGCAUGUUUUUGAUGUAUUUUAGGUAUCUUUUAAUUAAAGCCAUUUAAUUUUCUUAUUUUUAAAUACAGACUCUUGACCAGUUUUGUUUGCACUGGUGAUGGAAUGUCGAUUUUAGUACCGUUUUUAGUUCAAGCAUAUCUUUUUUGUUUCAUUCUCAUUGUUUUGCACAACAAAAGUUUGUUUUGUACUUUGAGAAAUAUAAAGUGUGUUCAGUUGGUCAGUGAACUGUUCAGAUUAAAUAAAUAUAAAAACCC